GCAAGUUACUCAAGACUUGACCCCUUUGAAUAUCGAUUUUGACCGUACCCACUCUUCCACAGUGCUUCCCUCCUGUUGAACGUGGCGUUUACAUAAUGAGUGUCCAGUAGAGCACCCGGGUGAGAAACUCUUCAGAUUGUAGGGUCAAACAAAAGUUACAAUGGAGCAGUUAGCGCAGAAGGUCAUCAGUAGUUUCUUGAGGGGUAAUACUCGGUCAGUGUCAGUUUAUCAGAGUGCUGGUAUAUGUCUUUUCGAGACAAGACACAGAUAUCUGCUCCUGGCAAACGGCCAGUCCAUUAUUGAACAUGCUGAUAUGGAUCAGUUUACAGUUUGCCCGUUUUAGCUGUUGCCAUGACAGAGGCUCAUUUAUUAUUCAACAGUUUGGUGUCUGGUUUUUGCACUCUGGGUAUUUUCGGUUCAUUUUGGCACGUCGGGAUGUUUUUGUUGGAUAUAUGCGCACUAAUUUGUUACCUCUUAGAUUGAAAGAGUAUGUCCGGUGUUGUUGACUGGGGUGUGAAAUGUGAAGUAUUGUGGUGGUCCAAUGGAGGGCUCCAAAGUCAAAGAGGAGACAGUGAGGACGGUCAGGUUCAGAGUAGCGUCUGCCAACAGCGGCCGUGUGUUGGCUGAGGUGUUCAAGGAUGAGACACGGUGGUGCGGGUCGGUGUCUGACCCUGUGGACUUGGACAGAAGCGGCGGUCCAGAGGCACAGCGGAGAGUCUCAUCCCCCACCAGCGAGGCCAACAGCCACCUGAAAGGCCUGGUGGUUGACUCUUCGAUGGAGGAGAAUGGAGGCGAACCCGAUGACCUGCUUUUAUAUGCCAGUGCCAAGAGAGAGAAGCUCUUCAGCUACACGCGGCUCAAUAUUUGCAGCAAAAACGGGACCGUAAGAGGGGUGAGGAACAAAGUCAGCGCAGGCCAAGUGCUUUUCAACAACCUCUCCAAAGUGUAUUCUGGACCACUUCGUCACCAGAAAAGGAGACCUUGGGAAAAAGAUUAGAUUCUUUCUCAUUAAAGCAAGACAAACGCCGUUUGCUCUGUGGCCCCUCCCUCUGUUGUGUUUUGUUCCUUUUCCCUUAAUUCAGUGUGGGCCUGGCGUCUCCCCAGUUUUUUUGCAUGUUGAAUGUAUCGUGUGAAUGAUUUUUGGGUCUGUGUGGCACACACUGACCGGAUUGUCCCAUUGGAAUAAUAUUUGAUACUGUACUUUUGGUAACUUCUUACGCACAGUAGUCACCUCAUAUGUUAAGAUGUAAUCGUAAAUUAAGUUUUCCGUGUUGCAGAUUAUUUGCUGGUUGCUCACGUUAAUGAAAAUAAAUCAACGUUGGGCCGAUU
Hippocampus zosterae (dwarf seahorse) is the source of this 1329-nucleotide messenger RNA. It is a transcript of the gene grxcr1b, whose product is annotated as glutaredoxin and cysteine rich domain containing 1 b. Gene Ontology annotation, biological process: sensory perception of sound. The transcript has 2 exons. The record is from RefSeq and is a predicted model, not a curated record. NCBI's taxonomy places the organism in Eukaryota, Metazoa, Chordata, Actinopteri, Syngnathiformes, Syngnathidae. The coding region runs from base 542 to 997 and encodes 151 amino acids.